AUUAUCAUAAACAUCCAACUUUUUUUCGGUUCUAUAAAAUAAAUAAACAAAUAAAAACAGUAAGUGUUGUUGUUGAAAGUUGAGAGUGAGAAUAAUGGUGGUCAAAGUAUAUGGUUCAUUGAGGUCGGCGUGUACACAGAGAGUGCUUGCUUGCUUUCACGAGAAGGGGAUUGAGUAUGAGAUUGUUCAUGUCGAUCUCCAAACUGCUCAGCACAAACAACCCCAAUUCCUGCUCUUACAGCCAUUUGGACAAGUUCCAGUUAUUGAAGAAGGAGAGUUUAGACUUUUCGAAUCAAGAGCAAUCAUACGGUACUACGCAGCCAAGUACGCCGAUCAUGGAGCCGACCUAUUGGGAGCCACAACAGAGGAGAGAGCCAUAGUGGACCAAUGGGUAGAAGUAGAAUCCAACAACUUCAAUGACAUAGUCUACACUCUGGUGCUGCAGAUCCUAAUCCUCCCAAGUAUGGGAAAGAAGGGAAACUUGGCUCUGGUACACGAUUGUGAGAAAAAGAUGGCGAAAGUUCUUGACGUGUAUGAGGAGAGAUUAGGUAAGAGCAAUUACCUUGGCGGUGACGCUUUCAGUCUAGCCGAUUUGAGCCAUCUUCCAGGGAUUAGAUAUUUAGUGAAUGAAGUUAACAUGGAACAUUUAGUGAGUGAGAGGAAGAAUGUGAAAGCUUGGUGGGAAAGUAUCUCCAACCGCCCUGCUUGGAAGAAAUUAAUCAACAUUAUCGAUCAUUGACUAUUUAUUAAUUAGCUGCCUCUCUAUGGAGGUGAAACUUUCCCAAUGUUGGUUAAAAUUUUAAAUAAUUUCAUCUAUCAUAUGUUUUUAUUUUUGUCAAAUCUUUUUUGUUUUAUGUUUGGAGAGAAAUAUGUCUAUGCAAAGUUUCCAUUUAGUAAGAUUAAUAAUAUUGUGUUUUUAUAAAA
This is a messenger RNA of Cannabis sativa, 924 nucleotides long. Its product is annotated as glutathione S-transferase F11. The record is from RefSeq and is a predicted model, not a curated record. The transcript is spliced from 3 exons. Gene Ontology annotation, cellular component: cytoplasm. Gene Ontology annotation, molecular function: glutathione transferase activity; glutathione binding. Lineage: Eukaryota; Viridiplantae; Streptophyta; Magnoliopsida; Rosales; Cannabaceae. Bases 95 to 739 code for a protein of 214 amino acids.